Brassica napus (rape) is the source of this 2016-nucleotide messenger RNA. RefSeq names its product biotin--protein ligase 1, chloroplastic. The transcript is spliced from 10 exons. Bases 752 to 1747 code for a protein of 331 amino acids. NCBI's taxonomy places the organism in Eukaryota, Viridiplantae, Streptophyta, Magnoliopsida, Brassicales, Brassicaceae. The record is from RefSeq and is a predicted model, not a curated record. Gene Ontology annotation, cellular component: cytoplasm. Gene Ontology annotation, biological process: protein modification process. Gene Ontology annotation, molecular function: biotin--[biotin carboxyl-carrier protein] ligase activity.
AUUAUGCUCUAAAUUACUAUGCUUGUUAUUGUUUAAUGCUUUUUAAUGAAACGAUCACUUAAUAUAUUUUACCAUAGUUUUCAUCAUGUAUAUGUGAUUGGAAGACAAUAAUUUGAGUCUUUUCACUAUGAUCAUGAUUUUAAUCAUUGAUGGCCAUGGGUAACAGUUUGAAGAACACCUUGAAAUGUUAAGAAAUCAUUUUUGAAUUUUUGAAAAUGUUUGUAAGUGAUUUCAUAAAAGGGGAAAAUGUAGAACUUGGAAUAAAGAAAAAAGAAGAAGAAGAAAUAAAUAAAUUGAGUAGGCGUAACACAACAUUUGAGUAGACAAGACAAUAAAACUUCCCUCUAAAUUGUAAUCAAUUUGAAGGUGAAUAAAAUGUGUACUUAAAGAGAUUUUGGGUUAGUAGAAGAACCAGCAAUUGAACUAGGUUUUGGUUUAAACUGGUUUAGUUGUGAGUUCUGAAAUUCUAUUUCCCUUGGUUUAAGCAUGUGAAACAUUGGACUUUCUCUGGGCUGGGCUGGGCUGGGCUAGGCUGUAUAGAAUGAUUUUAGUGAAUUUUUAAAGUUUAACCAUAGUUCUGAAUCAAACCGAACCGAAAUAUAGUUCGGUUUAGUUCAGACCUAUAAACCCAAUUGCCCAGCUCUACGGUCUUUCUCUGAAUGUGAAUUUGGUAGUUGUAGCGCUGAUUUUGAAUUUGAAUCUCUUCUUCUCGCCUUUCCUCUGUGUGGGGAGCAAAUCAAUAUAUAAAGCAAUGGAGUGUGAUGCUUCUUGUAGCAUGGUUUACUGUGGGAAGUCCUCUGUGGAAGAUGAAAUAGCAACGCGUUUGAAGAAAGACAACGUGCUUAAGCUCUCAGAUGAUACCCAAGUUUCACUUUUGUUACAAUCUGAGGAUGAGGCUGAGACUUUAUUACUCAAAGAUUACAGUUCAUUUGAUCUUUCACUCUUCAUGGACUCCCUUACUGCUCGUCGGUUUGGUCGGUUUCUCAUUUGGUCUCCGCGCUUAUCUACCACUCAUGAUGUUGUUUCUCACAACUUCUCUGAGCUUCCACUCGGUGCAGUUUGCGUCGCAGAUGUCCAGUUCAAGGGCAGAGGCAGAUCAAAGAAUGUGUGGGAGUCUCCAAAGGGUUGCCUUAUGUAUUCUUUUACUCUAGAAAUGGUAGAUGGUCAAGUUGUGCCUUUGAUUCAGUAUGUAGUAGGUCUCGCUGUGACCGAGGCAGUGAAGUCUGUUUGUGACAAGAAGGGGUUGCCUUACAUUGACGUUAAGAUAAAGUGGCCAAAUGAUAUAUACUUGAAUGGCCUUAAGGUUGGAGGCGUUUUGUGUACCGCAACGUACAGAUCAAAGAAGUUCGAUGUCAGUGCUGGUGUUGGACUGAAUGUGGACAACGAGCAACCAACCACAUGCUUGAAUGCAGUACUAAAAGAUCUGUCUCCCACAUCAGAUCUAUUUAAAAGAGAAGAACUUCUUGGUGCCUUCUUUGAUAAGUUUGAAAUGUUAUUUGAUCUACUCAUGCGCAGAGGAUUUAAAUCUCUCGAGGAGCUUUACUACAGGACAUGGCUUCACAGCGAGCAAAAAGUGGUUGUUGAAGAUAGAAUUGAUGACAAAGUUGUUCAAAAUGUUGUGACUAUUCAGGGUUUGACUUCUUCCGGGUAUCUGCUGGCUAUUGGAGAUGACAAUCAAAUGUAUGAGCUUCGCCCUGUUGGCAAUAGUUUCGAUUUUCUCAAAGGUCUGAUCAGAAGAAAACUAUGAUCCGCAGCAUCUUCUGGUGGAAGAAACUCUUGUUUUAAGCACACCAAGAACACAAACUAUUAUCAUUACAGAAUAAACAAACUGCUUAUUUCUUUGAUGUGGAUAUGGUCUUUAUAAUCCAUUUAGCCUGGUGGAAUUGUGGUGAUAAUUGAUGUUGCCAAUCUAAGAACUGCAUCUACUUGUAACACAUUUUUAUGAUGUAUUUAUCGGCAAGCUGAUGAGCCUGCAGCAAAACAGGGAAUAGAGAGAAGCUCUCUGAGAAUAGUUGA